AUGGAUGCUAAUAGUUGGAUGAUUACAAUAGUUAUUCAAUCCAAGAAUAAUGUUAUCGUAAAAAUAUAUGUAUUGAUAAUAAAUAAUAAGUAAUAAGUAACCUUAAAAUAAAGGAAUGCUCAUCAGCCUAAUUCAAUCAAUACAGCACUUAGUUGCCAUUAGUAUUUUUUAAUGAUUCCUGCACUGUAAACAAAAAUUUAGAUGGAUGCGAAUUGGCUAAUCAUUUUGUAUGAGCGAUAAUUAUCAACAGUGCAUCAGUGAUGGAUAAAUUAACUUAAAAAGAGUAGAGCUUUUCUGGAAUGAGGAGAGAAAUAUCUAUUAAUAAUGAAUAUGCCCAAAUGGACCUUCUAAUGCCUCAACUCAUUCUGAAUGUAUAAUUUUCCUUUCAACUUGUCAAAAAGGCGAUUACUAUUAUGCAAUAGAUUCAGCUUGUGCUUCUAUAUUUGAAGACAAGAGAUGCGUAAUAAAUGGAUUUGAAGUGUUUUAAAAUAAGACUGGCAAGAUGUUACUAUCAGGAUGGAUGGAAUGCAAUUCAUAUUUGCCUUAUUGUACGGCUUAUUAGGACGGAUGAUGCACUAAUAAGCAGAGUUGUUAGGAUAUGAAAUUAAAGAAGCUUGCUAUGCAGAUAGUAAGAAUUUUCAAUUCAUUUGGGAUAUCAAUCUAAGUAAGUGCUUCUCCUAUUAAUGUAUUGAUUACUGUGGCAAUGGCAUAGUUACAAAUCAGGAUGAAUAAUGUGAUGAUGGUAAUUACUUACCAUAUGAUGGUUGUUAUGAAUGUCAAGUUCAAUGUCCAUAAAGAUGCAAUAUUUUUAAUUGCAGAUAGUGUUAAAAAUGUAAUAAGAUUGAAUGGUAAUUAGUUGAAGGUGUUUGUUCAUCAAAAUGUUGUGAUGGUAUUGCAGUUGGAAAUGAAUAAUACGAUGAUGGAAAUAAUAUUAAAUUUGAUGGUUGCUAUUAGUGUUCUUACUAAUGUGACGAAAUAUAGAUUGUUUCCAAGGGCAAUGUAUAUUAUGUAAGGAUGGAUUGUAGAAGAUGAACCAAAAUGUAAAAAUAUAUGAGGAGAUGAUAUUUAGUAUAGCAAUAAGAAUAAAGUGAUGAUGGAAACAAUUAAAAUAAUGAUGGAUUAACUAAUACUUGCAAAGUUAAAAAUAAUUGAAAUGCUCCAGAGACCAUAAUUUUAGUUUUUGCUCUUAUGCAAUUCUACCUAAAAUUAUAUUGACCAAGCUGUCUAAAACCGAUACAACAUAUCAAGAGUUUAAAUUAUCAUUUUUUGAACCUGUAUGUCUUAAUGAAAAAGGCAUUAGUGAAGAACAAUUUCUGCAGUUAAUUUUUGUUCAAAUACUAAAUGUUAAAGAUAACGACUAUGAUAUAGAAAUCAAAUCGAUGAUCUCAAUCAGUACUUAAUAAGUCAAAGUUUAUAGUGAAAAACAUUAUAAAUAACUAAGGGAACACCUUGUUCUCAAAGGAGGCAAAAUUAGAAUUUCGGUCUUCUUACAAGAUGUCAGCUUAUCAAUUGUCCCUUAUGUCUAAGACUUCCAUGCUGAUUAAGAUUGUAUUGUAUUUCAUCAUAAGUAUAAGUGGAAUUUCUUUUUUAUGUGGGAAUUUAGAGAUUUUAUGGAAUAUAUUUGAUUGCUGUAAUAAUUAUCAUAUAUGAAAUUUCACAAUAUUGUCUUCCCCUAAAAUUUAGAAAGUUAUUUUGAGAUCCUUACUAUUGGCUCUUUUACUCCAAUUAUUGAUAAAUUAUCAAUCGAUCAGAAUUUACAAAGACUUAUUUAAUUUCUAAAUUCCAAAGAUAUAGACUAAAUGGAAAUUUUAAUAUUAUGAAAUUGAUUGUUACUUUUUGUAAAACCUCUAAAUGCUUUUAGUUAUGUUAAUGAUAGGAUCCCUCUAUUAUAUAAUUUCCUAUUUGUUUUAAAAAUUUCUUGUUUUCAAAAAUUAUAAAAAUUGGCAACAGUUUAUCAGAAAGAUUAUUAUUAUUUCAAAGUUGCUAAAUUUACAUUUUUCCUUUAGAAGAUUGCAAGAAAAUAUUAUUAGUAUUUUAUUUAAUCUGGACUUAUCAGAACUUUCCCUCUAACUUUUAUGA
Paramecium octaurelia is the source of this 2079-nucleotide messenger RNA. The record is from the annotation of a GenBank genome assembly. Lineage: Eukaryota; Ciliophora; Oligohymenophorea; Peniculida; Parameciidae.